Molecule: messenger RNA, 2774 nt
Organism: Chlamydomonas reinhardtii
Lineage: Eukaryota; Viridiplantae; Chlorophyta; Chlorophyceae; Chlamydomonadales; Chlamydomonadaceae
Exons: 3
Coding region: 617-1450 (277 amino acids)
Source: RefSeq, a predicted model, not a curated record
GUUAACGCGGGCUGCCCGUCAGUUGGCACGCCGGUUUCGGAGUUGUCUACGCCACGCACAGCGCUGGUCGAGCUAAAAACGUCAGUGCAAGACAAAAACGCCACACUGCCGAAUGUCAAACACGUAACACGGCACCAAUUUGGCCCUACAAAACGUUCGAGUGCACACAAGCAUGUCCCUUCGCGGUCCCACCCUAUUGCGUCGCCAGCCAGCAAGUCAAAUAAAUGGCUCGAGCUCGGCGACAGCACACAACAUCCAACCGAGUCAGCAUGCAGCUCUGCAAGCCCCUCGCGCGCGCGCUCGGCUUGUUUUGCCGCGAUUCUCCAAACCCCAGCAGUCUCGCGCCUGCAGCGAUACCGCUAGCACAGCGGUCAGCCUUGAAGAAGUAAUUGUACAUAUAAACUGGGAUGAGCCUGCAGCCGCUUCAAGCGCCCAGUGCACACGGAGUCCGCAACGCCGCUGCCCCACUUCUGCUCGCUGCGCUGCCCUUGGCCUGGUCUUCACAUGCGAGCGUUGCACGUCGGCGCCCAUUUCUCCCGAGGUCGAGCCGGCCUGGGAGUUCGCGGCAAGCCCAGCCACGGCCCAGGCGCGGCUGCUUGACUCCACCACCUACCGCAUGUUCUGCGGCGCCGUGCCCAAGCGCUCCAACCUCAAGUCGCUGCGCGCCUGGCGCGACAACGUGCAGCGCGCCGUGGGCCCCGUGGUGGCGCUGUCGCGCCGGGAGUUCCUGGCGCAGGCCGCCGCCGCCGCCGCCGUCACCGCCGUCGGCAGCUCGUCGCUGUCAGCUGCCAUGGCAGCGCCUGCCGCCGCUGCUGCAACGUUCGCUGGCGGCGGCGCCUCCGGCGCCACUGCUUCCGCCGCAACGCCGGCGCUGGCGGCGGCGGCGGCGGCGGCCGGCGGCGGCCGGCGCGCCGUCAAUGCCGUGGCGGCCGUCGCUGCCGCUGCGGCGCGCUACGACGUGGCGGCCGCCGCCGCCCGCCAGCGCGCGGUCGCCGAGGCCGACAGCGACGCCAUCAUUGCGGGCUCGCUGACCCGCCUGAGCAGCAUCGGCAGCACCAGCACCAAGACCGCAGCCACCGCCGCCGCCGCCGUAGACACGCCCGCCGUUGACGCUACUACUAUGACCGCCUCCGCCACCGCUGGCACCGGGUCGACAACGGCGCUCACGCCCGCGGCCGUGGCGACCGCGUAUGCGCCGGGCUCCUCCGCCUGCUCUGCGGGCGGCUUCACUGGCUACAGCCGCCACUCGGCGGCAGCGGCCAUGACGCCGGCGCCCCGCCGCCGCCGCGGAAGCCGCGGCGCUGGCCGCGACAUGUCAACCGCUGGCCGUCACGACCUGGUUUCAACCGCAACCGCCGCCGUCGGUACUGCCGCUCCUGAGGCGGGCGGUGCGGUCGGCAUUGGCGCCGCCGUCGCCGCCGUGGGCCAUGCAGACGGCGCGGAUCUGUAGACAGCUUGCUUGCCUUUCUUCCGGAUUCUAUACGGCCGCGGACUGCUACUUUGGUUAGUCGACCACUAUGAUUUGCACCCCCGGCGGUGGCCGCACCGCACGCACGCGCGCGCGGUGUUUUUCUGUAUUCUAACAGUCGCAUCCCCGGCAGUGAAAGAGAACGGAUGUGGAGCAUAGUCGCGUGGAUCCCUUCGCGUUUGUUGUCGUUGGAUUGUGUUCACCAACGGUGGCCUCCAUUUUGUUUGGGUUUCCGCCGGGGACGUUAGGGCUUGACUCGAUAUGUGUGUGAAGUGCAGGUUAGGUAGCCUAAGAAUGUGUGUGCUCGAAGGUUAAGGUGCUUCCUGGAGGCCUUCGCGCCUCCGAACUCCAUUACGGUGGCAUGAAGUGAAGGAGACUUGGAUGGUGAAAGUGAGGCUGUACAUAUGAGCACAACUGCUGUCCAAGUGAUCAGGGGUUUUGGGAAAGGUGGGGGGCCUGCCUUUGGGGGCCUCACAAAUGGCCACAUCAGUUCAGACUACGGCGUGGCACAAAUCGGCCCGCGGUCAUGAAGGAAGGUGCAUAUGAUGGACGGAAUGGGCACUCUUGCCCUGCCGCUGCCAAUUGUAUGCCAUUUGUCGGGUUCUGGGAAUUAGCUGCUCCCUACGGGACUUUAUCAACUUGCCUGCCAAUGUCCCAUCACACACGUACGUCAUGCACCACACAAACAAAUAAACAGGCGGUUUGCCGCAUGAUGUACGUUAUUGAUGUUUUAUGGCGAUGUUGCGCCGUGGACCUGCCUGGGCACCAGGUGUUACGUCUGGUGGUUGUGGGGCAGAGCGGAGGCCCCGGGAGGUAGGUUUCAUUUUGCCCCGAACCUGUUUGAGAUGCAUUGCAACCAGCUCUUGCACCAGCUCUUGCAUCUCACGUUGCCAUGCGGAGGUGCGGACUGCCGCUCUGUCCGAGCCGGAAUCGCCCGAGGGCGCGGCAGGUGGCGGAAAUAAAGGCAUGUGAUGCAAGGGCUGUACCGCGGUAUGUGUAUGAUGGGCUGCCGACCAUUUAGCAAUUGAUUUCGUAAUCGUGUUCACGCUUCGAGAUGCGACACCAGUUGCUCUUUAUGCGUCUGGAUAAGGCGGUGCGGUCAGUUGCCGUGGUGGUGGGGAUGCGUCGCGGCACUACGGCAAGCGCGAUGCGGAGUGAAAGUUGGUUGAGGGGCGUGGCACGCACACGCGCGCAAGCAAUCACGGCCAUCAGCUCAGUAGCGGCCGAGUGCGCACAACCGAAGGAGUUACUGCCUCGAUGGUUUUGCCGUGUGCGUGUGCACGCAGUAAUGUAACACAUUUUGUGC